UUUACCCCUUAUCUUUCCACGUAUUUACGUUAAUACCUACACUCUUCGCUGCCACUUCCUUACCCACCAAGUCACAAGGGUAUAUUCGUCACUUUCCACACGUCUUUGGUCCACACAAACUCGGUAUCUAUAUAUAGUUCCCAAACGGACACGAACACAUCAUCACAACUACUAUCACACCAAACUCAAAAAACACAAACCACAAGAGGAUCAUUUCAUUUUUUAUUGUUUCGUUUUAAUCAUCAUCAUCAGAAGAAAAAUGGUUGCGAUAUCGGAGAUCAAGUCGACGGUGGAUGUCACGGCGGCGAAUUGUUUGAUGCUUUUAUCUAGAGUUGGACAAGAAAACGUUGACGGUGGCGAUCAAAAACGCGUUUUCACAUGUAAAACGUGUUUGAAGCAGUUUCAUUCGUUCCAAGCCUUAGGAGGUCACCGUGCGAGUCACAAGAAGCCUAACAACGACGCUUUGUCGUCUGGAUUGAUGAAGAAGGUGAAAACGUCGUCGCAUCCUUGUCCCAUAUGUGGAGUGGAGUUUCCGAUGGGACAAGCUUUGGGAGGACACAUGAGGAGACACAGGAACGAGAGUGGGGCUGCUGGUGGCGCGUUGGUUACACGCGCUUUGUUGCCGGAGCCCACGGUGACUACGUUGAAGAAAUCUAGCAGUGGGAAGAGAGUGGCUUGUUUGGAUCUGAGUCUAGGGAUGGUGGACAAUUUGAAUCUCAAGUUGGAGCUUGGAAGAACAGUUUAUUGAUUUUAUUUAUUUUCCUUAAAUUUUCUGAAUAUAUUUGUUUCUCUCAUUCUUUGAAUUUUUCUUAAUAUUCUAGAUUAUACAUACAUCCGCAGAUUUAGGAAACUUUCAUAGAGUGUAAUCUUUUCUUUCUGUAAAAAUAUAUUUUACUUGUAGCAUUGGAGAUUUGUUAUGAGAUUAUCUUACUUAGCAUUUAGUGAAUAAUCUAUUAGCCUAUUUUGCCGACGUGAAAAUAC
This is a messenger RNA of Arabidopsis thaliana (thale cress), 981 nucleotides long. RefSeq names its product C2H2-type zinc finger family protein (gene RHL41). Gene Ontology annotation, cellular component: nucleus. The transcript has a single exon. Gene Ontology annotation, biological process: regulation of DNA-templated transcription. Bases 260 to 748 code for a protein of 162 amino acids. The record is from RefSeq and is marked reviewed. NCBI's taxonomy places the organism in Eukaryota, Viridiplantae, Streptophyta, Magnoliopsida, Brassicales, Brassicaceae.